GCCAGAACUUCCAAAAUUUCGUUUUGCCGUCAACCAUACGGGACCCAGGAACUCGUUGGGACUUAGAAUUCAUUCUCGGGAAUCUUCUGUUUAACUGUCAGAAACUCCCAGUACUUUUUCUCACCAUUGAGGAGGAACCUAGUCGUGUUUUUUCGGAGCUUCCGCGCAAGGUUCUUUUUUUCUUCGGCACUUAGGCAACGAUAUGUUACGCGCGUUGGUUUACUUCCGGUGAUUUCAGGGUUUGACACCGCAAACAUUGGGGGUAAUGCUUGAACGGGCUGCCGGAUGCCUCGAGAACGCAGGACGGCGUUUCUUCCGGGAUUCAAAUGGUGCAGUCCGAGCUCCUCGAUCGAUAUACCCUCACGUCCAGGGCAAGUUCAAUGGCGCGAGUACGGAGUGUCCGCAAUGGCUUCUGGUCCUUCUACAAACAUCCGACCAGCGAGUCCCCACCCCGAAUCCAGACAGGGUUGCAAGCGAUACACGAACGCCUUUUCUAGAUUUUCUGUACCCUCUACGGACGCAGGAAUUUGCGGCUUCAUGUAUUCUUCGCCCCCUAAAAAGAAUUAUCCCCCGUCGACGGAGAAAGGCUCUUCCCAAUCUUACCAGGACGUACGCUUCGAACGCCACUAGUGUAUCGCAGCCUGCUGGGGUAGACAAGUCAGUGCUGGAUGGGGCUACUAGUGGUAAGGAUCGCAAGCGGGCAAAUGAUAGCCUGAAGGGGCUCCUUGGAAAGGAAGGGCUUCCAGAUCACGAAAGAGCGUGGACACUUUACGUUGCCGCAGGCCACCCAGUUGACCUAAAUUCUGCCCUUCUCGUGUAUUUGAGCACAGCAGAAAGAGUCGUUGAUCACAAUCGAGCAAAACGCUUAUUUGAUGGAAUUCCCGCCAAAUCUCGUACAGAUGGAGACUACUUGCAGCUGGCAAAAUCAUACUUGGCAGCUGGCAAGGUAUCCGAAAUGAAGACGGUUUGCGAGGAAGCUAUAUCCGGAAACAUUGGGAUUUCAUGUUGGAGUUUUACGUUUGCACAUUUCGUGAAGAAUUCACAAUGGGAUCUUGCGCGCGAGACGUGGGAUUUGAAACUGGAGCCUCUGCAAAAUGAGUGGCUACAUCAUGCUUUUCUUCAUUUUGAUGCUUCGUCCGUAACCAAUAGCAUCUAUAACCUUGCCAUAUUCUUGCAAGGUCAAGCGCAUGAUAGCCCUGUUCGUGAACUGGCGCGCUCUUUACUUACUCACGCUUUUUCAUCUUCAAGUUUAGUCGAGAGCAUGUCAACAGAAACAAUGCUGUUCUUAUUACGAAAAUUCAAUGACCUUGGUGUUUUAACCCCAGAUCACUAUUUCAGUCUCAUGGGGGCUCUUCAGUCAUCCAAAGCCCGAUCGACGUUCAUCCGGUCCAUUGUGAUAUACCGCAAUUUCCGUUGGCAGAUGGAAAGCGAGGUGCCUCCGGCAAAGGUUCUGGGUCUUUUCCUGAGGUCUCUUGCUUCAUUUGAAAUCACAAGCGGCAUUCAAUACUUUCUUGACGAAUUCGCCCAUUUUCAUGGCAAGCCAUCGAUCGACGCAUACAAAAGCGGACUCAUCGCUUUCUCAAGAGCUGGAGAUGUGGUUCAGGUCAACGACAUAUUCGAUAGACUUGUGGCAGACCAUGGAAAGCCGUUAAGCCGGAGGUUGUUAACACCACUACUCCACGUCCACGCGAGGGUCGGCAAUGUACGAGAGACUCUACGGCAAUUCGAGAGGAUCUCAAAGGAGUUUGGUCUUGAGCCGAACACCGUUUGCUGGAAUAUUCUGCUUUCUGCACAUGCGAAUGCCAAUGAUGUCAACUCCAGCCUUUCGACAUUCGAGCAAAUGCUAUCAAAGGGGAUUGAGCCCAACGCACACACUUUCGGAACAAUAAUGGGCCUUUGCGCCAAUAGAGGUGACAUUGAUACUGUUCGCAAUUUGCUUGUUUUAGCAAAAAAGCGCCAAGUUCAAAUCACAGCCCCUUUGCUUGAUACGAUUGUGGAGGCGUAUUGCAACAACCGAAACUUGGAUAUGGCUGAAAGUGUUGCUGAAACGUGUUUUGGUCUGGAGGUGAAGGGCUCGAGGCUUCGGAUGUGGAACAUGCUUCUAUGGAACCAUGCGUUCAGAAUGGAUUUGGAAGCUGUUUCCAGGAUUCGCUCGCGCAUGGAGGCGGCUGGUCUGCAACCUGAUGGCAUGACCUAUGGUGCUCUCAUGCUCAGCUUGGUCCUCAUAGGACAACCCGACGCGGCCCGCCGUAUUCUCAGAACGCUCCACAGAAGUCGUCGCAUGUAUGCCACGGAAUUCCAUUAUGCCAUCAUUCUUUAUGGGUAUGUCAAAUCGCGGAACCGAGAUAUGGUGCAUAUCAUCUUUCGGGAAAUCCAAGAGCGGUUCAAUCGACCAGGAUUUAGCUCAAGACUUCUUGUUCUGAAGAGUCAGUUGCAGCGGGAUCUGGAGCUCAUCAAGAGUGACGGUAAGCCUGUAACUGGCGCCAACGUACGCCUUGAGAAUGCAGAGAAGUUCCUGGCCGACACCAUCGCCAAUUUCGAUCCUACGAAAUAUGCGACGAAGGAACCAGUCCCGGGUGCUGGCAAACAACCUAUCAACCAGGCAUUCCCAGCUAUGUAUUAUGAAUAUGUCAUCUCAGCAUACGGCACAAGGGGGGCUUCCGAAAAGGUCCGAGAGCUAUUUGAUCAGUUUACAAGCGGCCAGCAAUCCCUCAGUCCAACAGAUCAGGCAUACGACGCCGCGCCACUUCGAAUGCUUUCUGCCCUGAUGCUCACAUACUUGAAAGCGGAUCAGUAUAAAAAGGUUGAGGCUUGUUGGAAAUUGGCAUUCCCGCGUGCUGUGAAGAUGGCCAGUCGUCCAGAUACCGAUAUAUGGGUUUCUACUCGGGUUGAAUUUCCGGAUUCUCCUGAGCCUCCACGCCCUUCAUUGCCAAGCUCAGCCCCAGGUCAAAACAACUUGCUGGUGAGUUCAAAAGAUCAGCAGGCCCUGUAUAACGAGAACCAGCACUCCAUUUUGUCUUCAUGCCGAUUCCUUCUAUCUAGACCCUUGUCACUGUACAUGCGAUCCCUCGCUUAUCGCAAUGAAGCUUGGAGGAUCCCCAAACUUGUGGCAAAGAUCGAACAAGAAGGGUUUUCUAUGACGACUUUCAAUUGGUCUACCUAUGUGCAAAUGCUUGCCUCCUCCGAUAGGCCGUCGGAUCAAAUAGAGGCCUUUACACUCUUUGAGCGGAAGUUCAUGCCAAACUUUCCUGGUUGGAAACAUCUCCAACGAGGAUAUGGAAUACGGCCUCCUGGAGUCCCUUCAACCAUCGAUGCCAUUGAGAACCCAACGAGGCGGAAAAAUCCCCGCGUUCUCGGCAAACAAGGCCGGAAAUACUGGAGCAAGGUCCAGCCUGAUUUCAUGCAGCCCACGUAUAUCUCUAUGGUCUAUCUCGCAUCUUCUUUGAACAGAUUCCGGGAAAGAAGUAUAUAUGACGGGGGUGCCGAAUUGUAUGCUCUCCAUAGUACUGCCCCCACCACGGUUGCAGCGAUCGCCGAGAUGCCCUAUCUCCGUGAGAAAUUCCAAGGCGUGCUGCUUCGUCGUCGCGAAGAACAAGGUGAUAGAGCCGAUGACCUGGAACGAUAUGAGCAGUUUGUGUGGACUGGCGGUAUCCUCGGUGUCGGUGGGAAGCCUAGGCCUAUUACAGACGUGGAACACCCGUCUCCAGAGACUAGCGAAUCAGAUAAGACUACGCCGGAGGAGAGAAACCAGAUGUCUCUCGACAGCAAAGCUGCUCAAGCCUUUGGGGUUUCGAGGAACAGGGAAGCCGGUGUUGCUGAUAGCUCCCCUGAAGAUAUUGUCACGCCUCCUGAGAAGACUCUUGAUUACCAGGAUGAGUAUGAUAUUGAAGCAGAAUCGUUACUGGAGAGUAGACGCCGGUCUUCUGCUAUGGAUGAUGAAUCAUUGGAUAACGAGAGGCGGUCGAAGAGAACAUAUGAAGGACAUCAACUCCUACUCACCACUCUGUUGGAGGGGACGCCGUCUAGUACUCCCGGUGCAACAGGAACUGCACGCCAGUUCCGCAGAUCACGCCGGAGAUGAGUACAUUAGGAUCUUGGAUGGAAAAGCAUACGGUCUCUGUUUAAUUUUUGCGUGUAUCAACAUUUUCCAAGUGUACAAUACGAACACCUUAUAUACAACAUGUCUUCGAAGAAAGGCUUGCAUCAGGGCAUUGCGGCGCAGAUGCGAUAAUGUACAAUUAGAUCAUCUCAUUCUAUAUAAAUAUAUCUUGUUAGUUACUCUUUUAUUUAAUCUUUUGCAGAUACCUCG
Molecule: messenger RNA, 4309 nt
Organism: Aspergillus wentii DTO 134E9
Lineage: Eukaryota; Fungi; Ascomycota; Eurotiomycetes; Eurotiales; Aspergillaceae
Product: putative translation regulator (Cya5)
Exons: 2
Coding region: 266-4081 (1271 amino acids)
Molecular function (GO): protein binding
Source: RefSeq, a predicted model, not a curated record